Acanthamoeba castellanii str. Neff is the source of this 1422-nucleotide messenger RNA. RefSeq names its product FAD binding domain containing protein. Gene Ontology annotation, cellular component: mitochondrial outer membrane. Gene Ontology annotation, biological process: quinolinate biosynthetic process; NAD+ metabolic process; L-tryptophan catabolic process. Lineage: Eukaryota; Discosea; Longamoebia; Acanthamoebidae. Gene Ontology annotation, molecular function: kynurenine 3-monooxygenase activity; FAD binding; NAD(P)H oxidase H2O2-forming activity. The coding region runs from base 1 to 1422 and encodes 473 amino acids. The record is from RefSeq and is a predicted model, not a curated record. The transcript has 6 exons.
AUGGACAGCGGCACGAGCACAGGAGCGGGAGAGAACAGCGGAAAUGAGAAUAAAUCGAUAAUCGUAGUGGGGGCGGGCCUGGCUGGCUCCCUGCUGGCGGUCUACCUCGCGAAGCGAGGCUACAAGGUCGAUGUUUACGAGCGACGAGAAGACAUCAGAACUGCAGAGAUCGUUGAAGGUCGAUCGAUCAAUCUUGCGCUCAGCACGAGGGGACUCACGGCGCUCGAGAAGGCGGGAAUGGGCCACAUCGGCCGUCAGCUCGGCACGCCGAUGUACGGUCGCAUCAUCCACGCACAGGAGGAGGAUCCCAAGCUCCAAUUCCAGCAAUACGGCGUCGAUCCCAAGCAGCACCUCAUGUCCAUCUCGCGUACGGUCCUCAACGAGCGGCUCAUCACCGCGGCCGAGGAGUACCCUCUCGUCAAGUUCCAUUUCAAGCAUCGAUGCCUCAAGACCGAUUUCGCCAAGACCUCCAUCCAAUUCCUCAAUGAGGAGACCGGCGAGACCGUGACCGCCACCGCCGACGUCAUCUUGGGCUCCGACGGUGCGUACUCAUCUGUCCGCGCGGCCCUGCAGAAGACGCAGUACUUCAACUUCAGCCAGUACUUCCUCGACCACGCCUACAAGGAGCUGACCCUGUCGCCCGCCGCCGACGGUAGCUACCAGCUACCGAGCAACGGCCUGCACAUCUGGCCGCGCGAGAACUUCAUGCUCAUCGGCCUGCCCAACCUCGACAAGUCGUUCACCAUCACCCUCUUCAUGCCCGUCAAGAUGUUCGAGUCCCUCCAGACCAAGGAGGACGUGCGCCGCUUCUUCUCCAUCUACUUCCCCGACGCUCUCCGCCUCAUGCCCAACGUGCCCGACCAGUACUUUGCCAACCCGACGGGUUCGCUGGUGUGGAUCAAGUGCGACCCCCACCACAAGGACCACGUGGCCAUCUUGGGCGAUGCUGCGCACGCCAUGGUCCCCUUCUACGGCCAGGGAAUGAACUGCUGCUUUGAAGAUGUCCGAGUGCUGGACGAGCUGCUCGAGAAGUACAACGACGAUUGGGAUCAGGUUCUCCCCGCAUUGACGGCCACGAGAACGAAGAACACCGAUGCCAUCUGCCAGCUGUCGUACCGCAACUACAAGGAGAUGAGCUCCCACGUCAGCCACGCUGACUAUCUGUUGAGGAAGAAGUUCGACACGAUGAUGAACUACUUCUUCCCCGCCUCGUGGAUCCCUCUCUACUCCAUGGUCACCUUCAGCAACAUUCCCUACAGCGAGGUGAUCGAGCGUUCGGAGUGGCAGGAUCGGGUGGUGGGCAAGAUCAAGACCGCGGCGCCCGUCGUGGCCCUCGGCGCCGCGAGCCUGCUCGCCCUCUACUUCCCGCGAUCGCGCGCCUUCGUCCGCCAGGCCCUCACCAACCUCGCUGACCGACUCUGA